AUGCAUAGCUUUGCUAUAUUAUUUCUGAUUCUUAUCGCUACCGUCCAAGUAGCCGAAGCCACAACGGAGACUCAAGUUAUUACACCCUACUCUGAAAUUCAUCCAACGUUGACAAGUAGCUCUGUUACUACUGCAACAUUUUCGGGGAAAACUCACGACCUAACAAAUAAAUCACUGUCCGACAGUUUGGAGAUAUUCAUUUUUAAUUUGAUAGUUGGUAUUUUCGCCGUCUGGCAGUCUAUGAUCAGUACCUACAAGUGCAUCAGACGACGGAGGUCUAUUCCGACAACUAGUUCGAUUUCGACUGAUAUGGGACAGAGUGACAGAGACACAAUAACGGCUAUAAUGAAUAUAGAUAAUGUAAACAGUAUAAGCAAUAUAAAUAACGUAUACAUCCGAAGGCGGAUUGAUGUUCAGACUGAUCUUGAGCAGAGGCGCGCUGGCUUUACUAUGAAUGUACGUAAUGUUGAUAGUAUAAAUAACGUAAAUAACGAAGUCGUAAUACCAUUGGACUUGAAUUGUUGA
Molecule: messenger RNA, 525 nt
Organism: Paraglomus brasilianum
Lineage: Eukaryota; Fungi; Glomeromycota; Glomeromycetes; Paraglomerales; Paraglomeraceae
Source: the annotation of a GenBank genome assembly